AUGGAAUUUGCACCUUCAUCUCCCACCAUUUCCUCUUCCCCUCGGCCAAGCAGUCCUGCUCACACUAACUCCAGCAGUGCAACCCGUGUAGAAACAACUUCCUUUGAUUUUUUUCUCAAGCAAACAAACAACUCACCUUGUUUGAUGACAUCUGAAAUAGGCUCUGAUUAUUCAGGUUCUCCCAAAAUUCCUCUCUCCCCAGUAGAUGAGGUGCCCAACUCUCCUGCAGUGAGAGAGGGCCUAUUGUAUAGCCUGUCCCGUCGCGGAAAGUGUGGCUUGACAUCCCCGUCCCAUCGUGGGAAGCCUGGCUAUCUACAUUCAGCGAAAGAGCUACCGCGUAGCCCUUCACCUCGUGGAAUGUGUCGCAUUUCAUCUCCUCCCCAUCGUCCAUCUUCUCCUAUCGGACAUCUUACACCCGCUUCUCCAAUGAGGCUCUGCAACUCAACCCCUCGUUUGUCUUCUCCUCCAGUUUCUCCCCUUUUGGGGAAGCUCACAUCUGCUUCUCCAUUGGAGCUCCGUAUUUCGGCCCACACAUCAGGGCAAGAGUACCGAUCGGAGUUCACAGCCAAAGACAUCGCAGAGCACGAGGAGUUGAUCAUGAAGGGCCUCGCGGAAAUGAACUUGUCAACCUUGUAUAAACUAUUCAAGGCAAGGCUUUCUGGCCGCAAGGCUGCACGCCAACAUCUCGCGGUUACAACCUGGAAGGUUCAAGAGGCGAAGGAUUACUUAGAAUUUUCACAGGCGCUCAAUGAGGAUAACAAAAUGCACCUUCGAAAUUCUGAUGAAGAAUUGCGAAGAGUUAGAGUCGCUUUCACCGGCCAUAGCCAUUCGGAAAUCGAGGACGACAGGAACUACCUUCAAGCUGUUUAUGACGAUGAGUGCAAUAUUCUUCGCGCCAUCGCUGCCCAGGCAGACAUAAUGGGAAAGGUUCUGGGCCUGAGUGCCAAGAGUGACUUGCUAUCAUCUAGGGGGGAAUCUUCCCAUCACCCUCAUUUCACCAGCUCGGUUUACCGCAACGGUUCCCGCACAUCCUCCGAAGAUGGUGAUGAUGGCAACGAUACCAUGGACUCGGAUGAUGACGAAGAAGCUGAAAGCCACAAUGCAUAG
Molecule: messenger RNA, 1107 nt
Organism: Suillus clintonianus
Lineage: Eukaryota; Fungi; Basidiomycota; Agaricomycetes; Boletales; Suillaceae
Exons: 2
Coding region: 1-1107 (368 amino acids)
Source: RefSeq, a predicted model, not a curated record